GCGACGCGCGCUGAUGUUUGUUUUUGUUCGGCAGACGCGCCGGGCAAUCUGUAAGAUAGAGCCUUUAUACCUGUCAAAUACUUCGUAAUCAUGUGACAACGCAGGAAAAAAAUGAUCAAGUUCAGUGCCCUAAACUCACUCGACACAUCGUCAACGCCUAACGACGAUGCUUCCCCGGUGAUCACUCGAGAAGCCCAAGAGGAAGCUGCUUCGGAACUGUACCGCAAAGCAUUAGCGUCUCUGCAAGCCGGUCAACACGAAGAGGCUCGAGAGACCUUCCGUGAACUUCUUGCCCAGCCGUUCGUCGCCUCCUGCAAACCGGAAGACGCCGAGAAGUCACACAUUCCCAUAUCCUCGGGACUGCUACUAAAGUAUCUGGCUCUCAAAAACCUCGGUGGCAUCGAAGUGACGCUUGGAAAUGUUCGUGCUGGCGUGGAAGCCUACUUGGACGCUGUGGAAAUCGACUCCACCGACGUUACGGUUUGGCACAAAAUAGGAACAUUAGCAUUGACUUUGUACCUGUACCCGUUAGCGCGGGUAGCUUUUCAAGAAGGCUUGAAGUGUAGUCCGAGGCACUGGCCGUGUUUGAGCAACCUCAUGACAGUGCUGUACGUGCUCAACGACUACGCAGGGUGCCUGCAGCUCAUAGCGAAAGUGCUGCAGCUCGAACCGAAAUACAUAAAAGCUUUGGUGUUACGGGACGCAAUUUUCAGAGAACAACCUUCGUUUAGGACUUACUGUGGUUCACUGUUUGGUGACUGUGAUAUAUCGACGAACUCCCAAUUGUACAGCAAAGAAGACGAAGAAAAUGUCAUGCAAGAAGCGGUUUCGCUCAGGGACAAACGACGGGAACAGUACGCCCUGAAGCCUCUGCCGGUCGUACCGUUCACGAGCAAACUUUCAGAGAUUACGUGGAAAUCUUUAGGUGAAGCUAUUAUUAAGCAGUACAAGUAUAUGUCUACAGCGUCACCGGAGACCGACAUCUCGCUCGCCUGUCGAGUGGACUUGACGGACGCGUUGGACGACCCCGUCAAAGAAGAUGACACCGACAUGAAAGAGGCGGACAGCUCGCAGUUGACGAGCGGUAACUCGAGCGGUGACUUGGUGAUCAACACCGACACGCCGAGCGACCCCACGUCGCAAGGCGAAUCGGAUGCCGUCCCGAGUCAGAGUGCCGCGAGCGACCCUCCUCCUCCGGCGAACCUGAAUCCGGCGCCCUCGUUGGCGGACCAGUUGACCAUCAUCACUCAGGAGUUUCUGAUCCCUGAAGAAGUCACAGGGACUCAGGUGGCAUCGGGCGGCAGGGGACGAGGCGGAAAACGCAGGAAGCUGUCGCUAGAGUACCUGGAUCCGUCCCUGAAGAGGCGGUCGGCUCGCGUCCGCAAUACUCUCAGGAAGACGCAGGAAAGCGUGAACUUCCAGGAACUUCUGAUGCCGUUCCUGCCGUCCAGCCUCCAGAACGACGGGAAGGAAGACGACAGGGAAGACAGCAACCCGACGUUGACCGACCUGAACAGCGAUCACACGUACGGAAUGACGCCGAAUAAUAGCCGUCAGGGCGAAGCGGAGCGUGCGGCGAGGAAGGGCCUCAACACGACGGAACCCGGUGAUGUGAGGAAAUUCAUCGAGCAACACGGGAAACGUUGCGCGUUGUUUGAUGUCAUGUACGACUACUUGUACAAACUCUCAGUCUUGGAUGACUUGUUAUGGACCGAGGGCCUAAGUGACAUCUACAUCAACAUGUACAACAAUUUACGAACGCAUAUUGCGCGCCCUUCGAUUUUUGCGGAAGAAGAUGAGGCGGACGAUAUUCUUCACCACACGUUAUCGACGCUUCUGUAUUGCGAGUUCAUGCUCGAUAAAGUAGCUGAAAUGAAAGCCCAGCUCGCUGUCUCGCCUGCGCUUUCGCCGCGAAGUCCGGCAAACCACCUGAGUCCGGAGUUUCCGGUUGCUGAGUUUCAGUCGGAUUUGGAAUUUCUGCGGCAGAUGUCCGUUAGGUGGACGGUUUUCAAGGAACGGUGGCUUUCCGUUGUGCUACGAUCUGCUUGGGCUGAAGCUCGAUUUGUGACGUUCAACGGUGAGACGGAGGCUGCUGUAAAAAUCCUCGAGGACAUGCUCGGCCGAAUUGAACAGGAGAAUGGCAGCGAAGCGGUAAGGCUCGUCAUGACAAACUGCAAGAUGAACAAUGUAAUUACGAAAGAAGUGAUUCAAGAACAGCUAGAAUCGUUGCAGAGAUGUCAGUCCCUCGAGGAGGUCCACCGCUUGUACGAGCUUGGAAGACAUCAAGCGGUGGCAGACCUGCUGAUCCAAACCUUCCGUAAGCCAGCAGCGAGAGGACGGAGAGUACAAGCGAAAACCAACAUUCCGGAGCGGCACGCUCAGCUCGUGCUGCUCCAGGAAUCCCUGUGGAACCUGAAGGACUUCCGAGGAUGUUUGUACUGGGGCGAAGCCUCACUUAACGAAGCUCUUCACGAGUACCUGACUGCCACCACAGCUCUCACAAAGCAGGACUGGUCAAACACGAUCGUCAUCAUUCUCUCAGAUGUUCACAGGUGUAUCAAGCAGGAGGCAUCCUUGCUCGGUUCGCUUGACACUGUGAAGCUCACACGAAUGGCUCACAACAUAAUUAAAUUAAUCAACAUUCAAAUGGAGGUCAGCGAUACGUGUACGGACAUGCCAAUUCCGACAGUACUGCCGUGGAACAUCCUGUAUUACGUAUUGAAGCACGAGGAAGACAAGAUACGCUCCCUAGCCACGUGCAACAAACUCGACGGCGCGGAGAAGGCAGAAGAUUGCGCGAGUUUGAGCGGUACCAUGCCCUCCUCGUUGAUGCUGCUGUUCACGGCGCACGAGUACCUUGGUCGACGUUCCUGGUGCACGAGUUCUGACGGCGUGCUGCUCUUCCUGUGCGUCGACGUCAUGAUAAACGAAAUAAAAAAGCCGUCGCCUCAUCCGUUCUACGAAGACAUCGUCAUGGGACUGGAGCAGUGCUUCUACUGCCUCUACGGCCACCCCACCCGUCGCGGCAAAGUGAAGCACCUUCAGGAGCACAACGCAACGCCGGUCAACCUCACCUGGGAGAGGUCGGCGGUGGUAUUUAAUUUCUUCAAGCCCGCGGUGCUGCCAGAGUUUGACAGUUUGAAAACGAGCACAGUGUCGUCGGAGCUGGAAGUGCUGUUGAAGCGCAUCGCAGUGCAGGUGCCUCCAGAGUAUGAUCCGAGCAAGAUGGCCGACGCCGUGGUGGCGUACAUCGAAGGAGCGGCGGACAGUCUUCCCGAACCACCAGGUUCCGUGCACCACAUAGUCAAAAACCUGUACUACCUCCUCGGCGACUACUACUUCAAGAACAAGGAGUUUGUCAAGGCAAUCAGAUUCUACACGUUAGACGUCGCAAUUAAUCCGUCGAGGAAGGAUUCGUGGGCGGGGCUCGCCCUUUCUCGAAGUUCGCAACUGGAACAGAGAAUAAACUCUUGCGAGCCAAAGAACGAGGCCACGAUUCUGCGUCGUGGCACCUCGUCGCUCCGCUGUUUCAAGCGGGCGUUGGACGUCGACCCGGCAAACGCGGCUCUCUGGAUCGAGUACGGGUCCGCCACUUACAUGUUGCUGUCGCACAUUUCGCGACAGCUGAAGCGGUCCAAACAGCUCGGGUUGAGCGAGGAGACAAUCGAGUCGCACAGCAAGAAGAAAAAGGAGUACUUGUCCCUCGCGAAGACUUGCUACGAGUCCGCAAACCAGUGCGAAGCCGACGGGUUGGGGAACAACGAAAUGUGGCUCAAUCACUAUCUCCUCGGAAAGAUUACGCACAAGGCGAAAGAGCCACCUGCCAUCUAUCUGAAUCACCUGUACUUGUCCCUGCAGUACCUGCACAGGAUGAACGCGAAAUAUCCGAGGAAGAUUCUCUACCACAGCCCACCUUUCCUGUCCAUCGAAUCUCUCGAGCUCUACUACAAGAUUCAUGCGUUGUGUUUCAAAUUUCUGUUGAAGUACGAGGAGAAGACCGCUCCGAAGGAAGACUUGGAAGCGGUGAGGAUGUACCUCGAGAAAACGUCCAAGAGCCCGAUAGCGUUGUUCCAGGAGCGUUCGUCCGGCGCGAUGUCGGAUUACGAGGACUGGGAGAUGCUUCCGCUGAUGAAGAAGCGAGCGAAGAAGCGCGCGGUAACCGGCGACCACGACUACCUGGAGGGCGCGAAUUCGGGAAAGGUGUCAUCCUAUCAGUCGCGACACAGGGCCUCGACCGAGUCGAUGACAGAGCCAGAGGAAGUCACAGUCGUCAAGGAAAUACUCGACUCCUUGGUCACGGUGGUCACCGAAAAACUCAUGGCGGAAGAAAAGAGAGGCCAGCCUUCCGCGUCGCAAGGAAGUGCGGUGACAACAAUCGUGCUGGGCGACUCGCCUAUACGUAAGCGGCCCGCCCCAACGAACGAAGUGAUUUGUAUCGACCUGACUGCGUCCGACAGCAGAGCCGAGCUCCAGCGACUGAUCGACGGUAGACGCGCUUCGGUGAUCACCCACGGUGCAAAGAACGAGAACCCCGCUGCAGCUGCCAGCACGGCGGCAACCGCAGACGUCACGAAACAGGCGAGACCCGCAGACGUCUCCGAAAGCGAACUCAAGCAGGUCCUCCUCAAGAUGUGCGUGCGAGCAAUGAGAGACUGUCUCAGCCGUUUUCCGCAGCACUUCAAGAGCCUGUACUACCUCGCCCGGUACCACUGCCACUCGAAGCAUGCUCGCAACCUGCAGCUGAGCUACGAGUACCUCAUGCACUCGGGCCAGGGGAAGUCUGACAUCUCUUCGCCCGGACUGUUUGCGGAGAGGAAGAACACAAAUUUUUUCACCGGAAUCUGGCACACACCGGGUGACGAGAUCGACAGGCCGGGCAGCUUCGCGACGCACAUGAAACGGUCCGUCGUGCUGCUCAUGGAAGUCCUCAGGCUGAGACGGGACGUCGACAAGAUGGUGUACGUCACGGUUCAGCUCAGCCGCAACCCGGAUCUGGACAAGAAGUACCUCAGGGACACUGACCGGAUCUACUUGGCAAAGAAAUGCUUCAAGCAAGCAAUGGCGAUAGCCCAGAAGGAACUGAAUGACCUAAUGAACGAGGAACCUCCACCGGACGAAUCUGUUCUCAUAUCAGGCCUCUUGGACGUCUACAAAGCAUGGCAGUCCUUCCAGAAGGCUGGCGUCUUUGUCGAAGAAGCGGGGGACGUUUUGUCCGAGGCCUACAAGACGUUCAAACUCGGCGAGGUGGAUUCUUCGCCUCCAAUCUUGGAGCAAGCGUUGGCUUUCUGCUCCCGCCACAUGGCCAGGGAUGCCAUUGCGAAGAGCCAGGAAUCGAUGAUGCCCAAGGAGUGGAUGACACCGGAAGGUUUUGGCAUGUUUGGAAACUUCUGUUGAAAGGUUGACGAACUACACGGCGAAUGGUGAUUCAGAUUUACACGGAUGGUUGUUUAUAGGACUGAAAUGGAGGAAUUGUGGAGUGCAUGUUGUAACAUAUCUUCUCAAUUGUUGUUGUGAGGCAUUGUGUCCCUCCUGUUGUUUGAUCUCAUUGUAAAUACAUGGAAGUAUUUCAUAACUGGA
Messenger RNA from Ornithodoros turicata, 5577 nucleotides. RefSeq names its product calcineurin-binding protein cabin-1-like. The coding region runs from base 112 to 5394 and encodes 1760 amino acids. Gene Ontology annotation, molecular function: nucleosome binding; protein binding. Gene Ontology annotation, biological process: chromatin organization. Gene Ontology annotation, cellular component: nucleus. The record is from RefSeq and is a predicted model, not a curated record. NCBI's taxonomy places the organism in Eukaryota, Metazoa, Arthropoda, Arachnida, Ixodida, Argasidae. The transcript has a single exon.